Messenger RNA from Chrysemys picta bellii (western painted turtle), 6534 nucleotides. Lineage: Eukaryota; Metazoa; Chordata; Testudines; Emydidae. The record is from RefSeq and is a predicted model, not a curated record.
GUCAGGACGCAUCGCGAAUGGCAGAGGGACUUGUCGGUCAAGAGCUGGGCGGGACGCGGGUCUGGCGGCCUCGUUCGAACCGCAGAGCCGGGACCCGCGAGCAGCAUGGAGCGGCUGGGCCGGAGCGCGGCGCGCGCGGGGGUCGCCCCAGAAGUUGGUGAUGAAAGGGAAGCAGAUGCCCAUGAUCCCUGUUGCUCUUUUGAGAUGAAGCAACUCUUUGGAGAGUUCCAUAUGUUGUAUCAAGAGCGCCUGCGCCAACUCGAAAUCAUGGAUGAUACACAGGAGGAGAUUCUCAGAAUGAAGGUGAGGCUUCUCCAGUCCUACGUAAUGGACCUGAGUGACCAGAAUAGCGUCUUAGUUCAGACGAUGGAAGAACUGGAGAGAGAGUCUGAGUGGAAGGUGGCUACACUAGAGGCAGAGCUUCAGCGCCCAUCCCUGGCUCAGCGCCCGGUGCCAACAGAACACCUUUCAGGAUCCACGGCAGCGCAGCGAACUGUCACUCCACCACAGCAAAUGAUGGAGCAAGAAGAACUGAGAGUUCAACUGGCAUCUAAAGAGCAGCUUAUUCAUCAGUUAAAUGUCCAUCUGAGGGAGGCAAAUCACAGCCAGGAAAAGUCAAAAGCAGAGGUUCUGGAGAAGGAAGCUAAGAUUCAGGAGCUGCAGGAGAUAAUCACAGACCUUCACCAUGAAAUUUCCCUGAAGGACUCAGAGGCAGUCAAUCAACUGGAGGAGAAGCACCUGCUGGAGACCACAGUGCAAUCCCUCAGGCAGAUUCUGGAACGCCGAGAUGCAAAAAUCCAGACUCUUCAAAGCCAGCUCCUGCAGGACAAAAGGGAUGUGCUGGCCACCGAGCUGGAUGCUCAAGAGCAGAGGAUCUAUCAACUGCAGACCAAGCAGACGGAGAGGCAGGCAGAACUGGAGCAGAAAUGCAGCCGGAUCCAGCAGCUCGAGCAAGACCUGGAGGCCAGCGGCAGGCUACAGGAGGAAUCCCAGAGGCAGCUUGGGGAGUGUAAUGCGUGUCUGGCCCAGGUAGCAGGAGAGAAUGAGGCUCUACGAGGCCAUCGGCUUGAGCAGAUGUUAGCGAUUGAGAAAUUGAUGUCCAGCCUGAGGACCUGGGAAAAAGCCAGUGGGAGUCUUUCCUGUGAGAUGCCAGCACGCCAGUGGGAGGAGCAGGCAGAGCUGCAGCAGAGACUUGCUGAUGUUCAGGAUGAGCUGCGGGAGAAAGAGACAGCAGUGCACAGGCUCCAGGCCGAGCUGCGGGAUGCUAGCCUGCUGGCACAAGAGACAAAGAAUCAGCUUACUGAAGCAGAGGUGGAGGUGGUCACCAUGAGGAGCAAAUCUAGCAUGGCACAGAAAGAGGCUGCAGAGAGAGGUGAGGUGCUGCAGAGCCUUCAGGAGGCCAGCCAAGCACAGCAGCUGAGGACAGCAGAGCAGGACGGGACCAUCCGCACGCUGCAAAGCCAGCUGCAGAAACAGCUGGAGAAGCGCCAGGGCGCUGAGGAGCAGAUGAGCAGGCAGCACCAGACCAUCCAGGCACUGGAAGAGAAGCAAGCCCAGCUGCAGGCCCAUUGUCACCACCUGGAGGAGGAGACUGGCUUUCUGCAUGCCAGGCUGGAGGCCCAAGGCCUGGUGCUGGAGAAUGAGCACAUGCUGGUAACCAACCAAUCACGCCACAGAGAGGAGCAGGUGGAGAUGUUAACGAGAGAGCUGCUGAAGGCCAAGGCUGAGGUGCAAGCAGCCGAGCAGAAGGCCCGGCGCUGGGAGGACACCAUCGGGCAGCUGAAGGAUAGCCUGGCAGCGACCCAGGUCUCACAGGAGGCAGCCGAAUCCAGAGCCCAGCACAAAGAAGAGCAGCUGCAGGGUUUGCAGAGGAAAGGGCAGUCACUGCACCAGGAGCUGAAGAUGGCGCAGAGAGAGGCGGCCCAGCUGGAGGCGCUGCUGAGCACGUCGCAGCUGGAGUCAUGCUCCCUGAAGAAGGAGCUGCAGAGGAAAGACGAGGAGCUCCAGCGCCUGCAAGAGCAGCUCCGAGAUUCGCAGGAAGCACUGCAGGGUGCUAGGCAAGGGAAAGAGGACGUCCAGAAGGAGUCAGAGACCCAGCUGCUGCAGCGUGACCAGGUGGUGGAGCAGCAGAAAGCGGAUCUCGUGGCAGCCCGAGAGGAGCUCUCCAGGUGCACAGGGCAGCUCGCAGAGCUGCGCUCAGACCAACAGCAGCAGGCCAGGGAGCUGGCCGUCCUGAGGGAGAGGCAGAAGACCGCGCAGCAGGAGGUGUGCAGCCGUGAGCAGACCAUCGGGAAGCUCAGAGGAGACCUGAAAAGUGCUGAGGAGGAGCUGGCGCGAGCGAAGGAUGAGGGGAAGGAGAGAGCCGCAGAGGGGAGCGGCCUGAAGGGAAAGCUCCACCAGCUGCAAGAUGACGUAAGAAGCCUGCAAGAGAUCUGCAGGGAGCGGGAAGAGGCCAUGGCGGAGCAGACCUGCUGCAUCCAGCAGCUCCAGCACGAGCGGGAAAUCUGCAUCGGUCAGGGCCAGAAGCAGGCAAUGCUAGUGGAGCAGCUGCAGGGAGAGCUCACGUCCCGCGAGCAAGCCCACCAGACAGAGCUGGAGCAGCUGCGGGCCAAGCUGCAGCACCUUCAGCAGGAGCUGGACGUCUGCAAAGGGAAGAACCAAGAUAAUCUGAGCCACCUGCAGCAGCGGGAGUCCACGAUGGAGAGGCAGAGCUCGGACCUGGAGUUCCUGCUGCAGCAAUGCCAGACGCUGAAGGAGGAGGUGUUGUACUACGAAGAGGUGGUGCAGAAGCAGGAACGGGAGCUCUGCCUGCAGCAGGAGCAGCUCCGAGAGGCGCAGGAGCACCUGGCCAUGGCCAAGAGCAAGAGCAGUUCCACCGAGAGCAGCCUGGAUCUGUACAAGAAGAAGUACCAGGCCGCCUUGAACCGAGCUGGCGAGCUGGAGGGCAAGGUGCAGAGCCUGGAGGAGGAGCUCCGGGACACGAGCAGCCAGAUGCGGGAGUGCGAUGACACCAUCAUCAGCCUGUGCAGCAAGCAGCUGGUUCUGCAGCAGGAGAUGACGAGCAGGAGGAACCAGGCGGCCGUGGAGCAGCUGGCUCAAGAACUUCACGCCACGCAGGAGGAGCUGUCCAGGAGCCUUCAGCACGCCCACCAGCGUGAGCAGAGCAUCCAGGGCCUCCGAGAGCAGCUGGCUGCCACUCAGACCAAGUGCUUGGCAGACGAAGAGACUCUGGUGAACAUGCAGACGGAGUUUGCCUCCUACACAGCCACUCACAGUCACGCCAACGCCAGCUACGAGAGCCAAGCCGCCAUGGCAGAGAAACUCCAGCAGCAGCUGAGCCACGCCGACGAGGAACGCGCCAAGCACAGCCAGCGGGCCGAGGAGUACCAGUGCCUGGUGCAGGACUUGAAGCUGGAGCUGGUGCGAGUGGCUGAGCAGAAGAACAGCGCCAUGAAAGCUCUCGGGAAGCUGGAGCUGGAGGUGCAGAGCCUGAGGCAGGACACAGCUGCUGAGGGGGAGCGGAAGCAGCUGGAGGUGGCCAAGCUGCAGCAGCUGAUCCAGCCCCUGGAGUUCAAGCUACAGGAGAGCCGCCGGCUGUGUGCGCAGAAGGAGCAGGUGAGCCCAGGAGACGGGGACCCAGAGGAGGGACAAGCCAGGGGCCCUGGGCCAACAAGCCUUCGCAGCAGGAGCAGCUCCAGCCUCCCCGCAGGUCGCAGGCAGCUGCGGCAGCACCUGUGGGGCCCUGGGGAGGGGGCUGGGCCGGGGGGCAGGGUCCAGCCUGCGGGUGGCGUGGCCCCGGGGCAGUGUCUGGCAGUGCUGCGGUCUCUCUUGGCACAGCUCCUGCAGAGGAGGGAUGAACAGCUCCGCCAGGCGCAGGCCGCCGUGCGGCAGGCGCGCAGUGCCCUGCAGGAGAGGGGGCUGGAGGUGGAGAAGCAGCGCGCAGAGGCCAGGAGCCUGGACGUGCGCCUGCAGCAGGCCCAGCGGGAGAGGGAGCAGAGCCAGGCGGCCAGCGACCGCCUGCAGGAGGAGAUCCAACGGCUGAGACAGCGCCUGCAGGACAGCCAGCAGCAGCAGCAGGUGGCUGCUCAGCAGCUGGUGCAGCAGGAGGAGCGGCUGCUGCUGGCCCAGAGCAGCCUGCAGAACACGCAGGAGCAGCUGAGCGAGCGCGUGGCCGAGGGGGUCCGGCUGGAGCAGGCCAGCCGCAGGCUGGAGGCCGAGCAGCGGGUGCUUCAGGAGCAGCUGUCCAGCAGCGCGGAUGAGGUGGAGCAGAGCAGGAAGCUGCUGGAGCACCUGAAGGCGGAGCUGAGCCAGUGGCAGCAGAGGCACCAGGUGGCUGUGCAGGAGGGGAUGCAACAGCAGCACUCAAUGGCCAAGAUGGAGCUGAAACUGGGGAGCAGUCAGGAGCAGGCGAAAGCCCUGCAGCAGCAGCUCCAGGAGCAGGAAUCCACCCAGCAGGCCCUGCGGGAGGAGCUGAGCCAGCUGCAGGGCCGGGAGGACGAGCGCCAGCGGCAGCUGCGGAGAGCCCAGGAGCGGGAGCGCGUGCUGGCCAGCGAGCGCGAGGAGCUGCAGCGAGAGCUCCACAGCAGCGAACAGGCGGCCACGCUCCAGGAGUCGGCCCUGGCCCGGCUGCAGGCGGAGCUGGAAGCAGCUCAGGCCAGAGAGCAGCAAAGCGCCCGCGCGCUGACUGCGGCCGAGGAGACCCUCCAGGCGCUGAGGCUGACGACUGCGUCCUGUCGAGAGAAGCAGAGGGAGGCGCUGGAGAAGCUCAGUGAGACGGCGCAGGACAUGGCGGCCCUGCGGGCGGAGCUGGUGCGGACACGGGCCAGGGAAGCCCAGCUGGAGGAGGGGACGGUAGCCUGUGAGGAGCGCAUGAGGCGGCUCAACAGGGAGCUGAAGAAGCUGCAGGGUUUCCAGCAGCAGCACGAGCAGGAGGUCCAGGCCUUCGAGCAGCAGCUGGGGGAGCGGAGCAGCCAAGUGCAGCACUGGCAGCGGCGGUACCAGGAGAACGCGCAGGCCCUGGCGCAGCGGGACGAGGACCUGGUCGUAGUCAAGGUGGAACUGGCCUCGUUGAAAGAAAAGCUCCAUGGUGCCGCUGAAGAGAGAGACCGCUUGCAGCAGGACCUCAACGUCUUAAGGCAGAAGUUUGUGGCCUCCAGCAAUGAGGCAGAGGCGCUGCGCUCCUCCCUGGGGGCUGCACGCUCAGACAGCCGCCGGCUGCACCGCGAGAGCGAGCUGGUGCUGGCCAACGUCAGCCAGUGGGUGAAGGAGCAAAAGCAAGCCAAUGACAAACUGGGGCACAAGAUCCGGGAGCAGAUCAAGCACAUCGCGCAGCUGACAGGCGAGAAGGACCACCUGCAGGAGGUGCUGGCGAGGCUGCAGCAGGAGAACAGGCACCUGAAAGGCGAAGUGGCCGAGCGGCGCAUUGAGUGUGAGCGGCUGAAGGCUCUGCAGGGCAGCGGCUUAGCUGCGCGGGCCGUGCUUCGGCAGCCAUGGCCCCUGCUCCUGAGCGAGGAGUGAGGUCCCUCCCUUCUUCCAGCCUGGCACCUGCACGAUGGACCCCGCAAGGACUGUACACGGGACAGGCACGUCCUCUGCACCUACCUCAGCUACCCGUGCGGGCCCCGGGCCCAGCCUGCACUGUGAAAUAAAGCCACGGGCAGAGGCUGUCACUGAGCACAUGUGGUUUGGCCAGGUCGGCGGGGGGGGGCUGCAGCCCCCUCAGCAAACCCCGCUUGCCAGGAACAGCCCAUGUAUUUCAGCCAUUAAAGGUGUUGCUAGUACAGCCCCCAACCCCUAUCCAGCGUAGUCACUGGAACAGCUCUGCUCCCUCCUGCCACAUCCCAUCGCUGGAAGGGGUGCGGGCCAGGGACCGCGCGUAGCACCAGCCCUGAGGCAGUUUCCCCCCCCCCCGAGAGGUGCAGCGGCCAAGGCCCAGCCUGCAGCUGUGAACACCAGCCCUUGGCGCAGGCUUGCGGAGCAAACAGCCCGGCUGAGUACACUGCGAUUUCGGUGGCCAAGGCCCUUGCUCUGACGCCAGGCCCCAGCGAGCAGCCGGGCCGAGCCAGCCCAGGGAGAGGAUGCCGCAGCGCAGGGAGCCCAGCAUUUACCAUUGCCUGCUGUCGUAGGAGGGCAGCGAUCAAGCCAAUGGGGGGCUCAAAGGUCAGCACAUCCCCUUUCCCCACAGCGACAGCCGGGCUGCUGCCUGUUCUCAGCCCAGGAAGGGCACCGCUACCUCAGCCUUAGUGGAAGCCGACAGCAACUGGCCGUGCUGGGCCCUGGACUGGGGCUGCAACCCACAAAUCACUGGCUCUGGGAGGGAAAGGGACCAGAGUCGGGGGAUGUGGCAGAUGCAGGGCAGGGUUCUCCCCCAGCGUAGGUCAUUCACCUCCCCGCGAGGCUGCAGGCAGGUGUGCACUGUCUACGCUGGCGGCGCGCUGGGGAACUUGCACCAGCCCCUCUCGUAGAGCCCUGUGAUGCAGGGGCAGCUGAUCCAGGCCGGAGCCAUGCCAGGCGCGUGGGAGCUGGGCCUCACAC